Molecule: messenger RNA, 5669 nt
Organism: Larimichthys crocea (large yellow croaker)
Lineage: Eukaryota; Metazoa; Chordata; Actinopteri; Sciaenidae
Gene: bicral
Product: BICRA like chromatin remodeling complex associated protein
Exons: 13
Coding region: 1497-3914 (805 amino acids)
Biological process (GO): positive regulation of DNA-templated transcription
Cellular component (GO): SWI/SNF complex
Source: RefSeq, a predicted model, not a curated record
AUAUAUGAGUGGGAGAGGGAGAAGAAGGAGGAGGAGGAGAAGGAGGGGGGGAGCAAAUUAAAAGUUGCCAAAUGGAGAUAUUGGGUUUCAAGAGGAGUGAGACAGGAGUAAAAGGGUUUGCCUCUUUGAGUCGUCUUUAUGUUUUGCUAAUCGGGAUUAAUAUAUAUAUGGGGCUCGACGCCGUGUAGUCCCGGAGCCUUUUCCGACCUAUUCCGCGCCGACAAACAGGCGUCGUCGUCGGGUCGACAGCGCGGCUAGCUAACCCCUUCGAGAACAGGCCGAUGUUUUUUUUUUCUUUCCUUCCUUUUCUUAAAUGUUACGAAGCGUUCACCUCCCUCAUGUCCCGACAUAGACCCGACGAGCUGGGUACGAGAAAGAAACGCGUCGACAUAUCGAGACAAAUGUGACGUUUGUUUUUUUUCCCUCAUGCUGGCAGAUAGAGAAGGACAAAUGAAAGCCUUCCCCACACCAGAGAAAGAAAGAGCACGUCAGCGAGCGACCAGCCACACAAGGCUGGACGACGGGCGGGUUUUUUUUUUUUUUUCUUGUGGGGUGCUUUUGCUUUUGAAUGCGAUUAUCCAUUCUGUCGAUUCAGUCUAUUUUUGGACAUUAAAAACUUUGCGAGCUGUACGUUAGACGGGCUUAUACUGAAAAACCAAACGGGCGACACCGAGUAGCAGCAGCAGCAGCAGCCGGGGACUAGCUUGGUGUGUUUGCGUCGAGGGGCAUUGUAUGCUAGGGCGGAUUACGGAAGCGGAUUUUUCUGUUUAAAUAUAUAUUUUUAGCUUUAAAUUAAGACAACUUUGCGGAAAAUGUGUUUUUAUUUCGACAAACGCGGAGCUUUAAUCGCUCUGUUUUAAAAAAAAGUCAACCGCCGUCAGAAUUUCAGUUUAAAUUUCUUUAAAACGUCGGUUAACUGGUGACGUUAAUCCCAACGGCUAUAUGUUUGAACCAACGGCUGUGUUUUUUUUUGAAUCAACGGCUGUUUUUUUUUUUAAUCAACGGCUGUGUUUUUGUGGUGGUUGUCACCGUCUAGUUGGAUUAUUUAAAAAGAAAUAAUUGAAGUGAUGUCUUGUUAUUUAUGAACAUACAAACAAACGUCAUUUUGUAGCUUUUUUUUGUGAAAUAAAAUUGCAUAGUUUCCGUUUUUUUUGUCGUUCGGAAAAGUCGACAUUGCCCCCCUCUUCACGUUUGUGGGUUUUUUUUUUGAAGGACAAAGGAGCCCUGUCCUUUCUGACUGAAAUAUAUAGCGUUUUCGAUGUGGAUAUUAAAAAAAACUCGAUUUUAUGUGACAUAACAUGCCUUAUCGUGUUUCUUGGUAUUUAAAAGUCACGUACAAACAGUUCAAACACCAUAUUUUGUGCCCUUCUUUUGUUCUCCCUGAAAUCAAAGAUGGAGGCUGAACGUGGCUCGGUUGUAAAGACAGCCUAUGUCAUGCCCAGGAAACAAAGGGUGUUAAAUGACUGAAUCCAUGCUUCCUGCUGGAAAUCUGUGUCAUGGAUGAUGAGGACGAUCGCCGUCUUCUGGAUAUUUUAGGAGAUGUGGAUGCAUUGAAUGAUUAUCUCCAUGGCAGCAAGUCUAUUGAGGAGGAUGAUGUAACUAAUGCAGCUUAUGGGUCGGAUGGAUCCUUCUUUGCUAGUGACACGACUGGCUCCAACACUGGCCUCAAGGAUGGCUCUUCUUCAAUGGGUGAAUUCGGCGAGGAUUCAGCAGGGGCAGGCCUCCAGCUCUCCAGCAGCCUUUCAUUUAUCGAGGAUGAAUUGGGGCCAGAGACCUCCCCUGGUGGGGUGGAUCUUGGAGGAGAGGACCAGCCCUUCGAUAUCCUACAGAAGUCUCUCAUGGAGGCAGAUAUCACGGAGCAGACGUUGGCCCAGGAGGCCUUACUGGACUCACAGCCCGCUCCCACUCUAGUGCAGGCUCCCGUUCCAUUCCCCUCCCAGCUGGUCUCUGGGGGUUAUGGAGGGGGAGUGGGUAUGGUGACCACGGCGACAGCUGCGUUCCCUGCAGGCCAGUUCCUUCAAGGCGUGUCCCAACUGCCCAAUGGCUCUGCCCAACACAUCCAGGUGUUGGGCUCGUUCGGGACGGGCGGUGGUGUGAUGACUCUGAGCAGCUUGGAGAGAUCUCCUCAGAUUGUGCUGAGGCCAGGGGUGCCUGUAUCUUCAGCAGGUACCCCAACAGGGGGACAGGUGUUUGCCCCUGCCCAAGGGCAGAUAGGCCAAGUCGGUUUACCUUUUAAAAACAUCCCCCUUCAAAACAUCAUCAUCCAGAGAGGCCCGGGAGGGACCCAGACUCUUGUAAGACCUAUCCAGCCUAAGCCCCUUCAAGCUGGGGCCCAGACUGUCUACAGCCUUGGUCUCCAGCCCACCACCAUGGCUAAUGUAGUUAACGCUAACACUGCUGCUCCUGGGGGACAGUACACAGCCAAUGGCUCCAUUGUAGUGCAGCCAUCCCUGGAGCAGCAACAAGCACAGGCCCAGACAAACAUACCACCUGGACAGUUCUUGCUGCCCAGCUCUUUGGCGCUUACUCCGACCAACACCAUCCACAACGGCCCCGCUGACCCCAACUCAAAUACCCUAAUUACCAGUCAGAACGCGGUGCAGAUUGUUGCAGGGCAGAACUUCACUUCACCACCGGGAGGCCAGCUAAUUUUGAAUCAGGGAGUCGUCGGUGGGAGUCAGGUUGGAGGGGGUGUAACUCAAACAUGGACUUGUGCGAGCUCCACCCCUGUGCAGACAUCGUGCACCCCCGGGCGGCUGACUCUGGUUGGCCCUGCGACAGCAGGGAUCAGCGGUCAGUGCCAAGUGACGGCGAGCCCUGUCCAACGCCUCCUAGUGACUCAGACUCAGAAUUGCACUUCUCUGUCCCCUUUACCUGGUACUGUGACACAGGAGCAACAAGACUACAGACAGAAUUCUUCAUCGCCUGCCCUCAAACAGGACAGGCAGGUGCAGCUCAGCAGCAUCCAUGCCAUGACUACCAUGACUCAAGAUUCAACGCUAAACUCUCAGGCCAGCGCUCAGAAGAGACCUGCCCUUCCACCACUUACAAGAGGAGGAAUGAUUUUACAACAGUUGAGAAAGGAUCACGCUGGAGUUCAGACAUCAGAUCGGCGACGGUUUGCUACAAUCGACGAUGCACUGCAAAGACUCCUCCCUUACCACGUGUUCCAGGGUGCUCCACCCAGCCAGGAUGAGUUCUCACUAGUCGAUGAAGAAUUUGAGGUAGUUGCGACUCAGGUGCUGAAGAGGACCCAUGCCAUGGUAAACAAAUACAGACGGCUACUGCUGGUGGAGGCCGAGCGUUCCAGUCCGUCAUCAGAAAUGGUGAUGAUCGACAGGACCUUCAACCAAGAGGAGCGCAGCAACCUGACGCAAGACAAACGCAUGGUACUAGUGGAUCCAGACACCUUCUUGGAAGACUUCUGUUGUGGGAUGAAAUCCAAACUUUUCCAAGAUCCCCUCCCCUCUCAGUCGUUGUCCAGCUGUAGUUGGAAUCAGUCAGACAAAGGCUCCACGGAGCCGCCGUACAGGACAGACUCCCAGUCCGGGUAUGGAGACCCGGGAGGGGGUGGCGGUGGUGGCGGUGCUGCUGCUGCUGCUGUGGGUACAGGCACAGGUGCAGGAGAUAAACUCCACCCUCCACACUUAGAAAACAAGAGCGUCCUGGAACUGAAGAGAUCCCAGCAACACUACGGGCCCAGCAGCGGCAGCAACAACAGCCUCACCGCUGCCAACAGUUAUCCGCAAGGUAACCCCCCCACACCUUACGCAGCAACGCCAGGAGGACAGACUCACUUCCAGGUGUCUCACCACCCGAUCCAGCCCCAGUACACCCCUCAGCUCACAUCACCCCCUCACCCCGACACAGACUCUGCUCUAGAGGCUGCAGUCAACAGCAUCUUGGAAUGUUAAGACUGACGCUCCAUAUCAUCCCUAACGUGUGGAUUCGACCUCUUUUUGUGUGUUUCUUUUUGUCAAACUCUUCCUGUUGUUAUAUUUGUUGUAUUUCCCCCACAACCCCGUGUGAAGAGAGGUUAACUCUUCUUUCAGGUUAUCGUAGCGAUACCAUCCCCGGGGCCAUGUAGCAUGUAUUUUUUUGUUCUUUUAUUUUUGUAGACGCGGGAGUCGAGGGUGCCCGGUGAACGCAGGCACUUAAAAAUCACCUAUAAAGAUCCGGGAAUGUGUGCAAUGCAACAUACUAACCGACGGACAGUGUUUUGUUUAUUUGAACCUUGUUUUAAAGGGGGUAGUGACUUCAGUAGCUUGAAUCCAAGAGUGUCCCUCUCUUCACACGCAUUAAUAUUUUGUGCCAGUUGAUCACCCCCGCCGGCCCGCCCACUACCUAUGCUGAAAAACAGGGAUGAGGAGGAGGGACUAAAAGACGACUCUGUGCCUAAUUGUAGGUUUUUUUUUUUAUUUUGAAGUGUUUACAUGAAGAAGCUCUACUCAUUCACUCGACCCCCCCUUCUUUGCAUUACAAACAAUGCACGCACGCUUCAGCGUGAGGUAGAUUUCACGGUUCAGACGUGUUAAGAUUUCCUUCAAGGUAAGCUCAGUAGAGACACAUUCACAUAGACAAAUUGCACUAAACGUACUGUUGCUUAUUUUCAGGAACCAUACGAGGCUCUUGUCGACGCUAGGCUGAUCAGAAUGUGAACCAAAAUCUAUCCACCUGCUUUUUCAGCUGCCUGCAACGAGGACAACCUCCGAAUCACACUAGAAACCAGUCAAACUAGUCGCGUACAGAUGAGCAGUAGUCGUUUCUUUCUCUCGUGCUUAAGUCACAUUUUCUUUGGCAUUUUUUUUUCUUUUGUACCUUAAAGGUAUGCAAGCCCCCGACGCAGACACAAAGACACAAGACAACAAAUCUCGAUCUCAACCACUUCUUUUUUAAUUUUCUUUCUUUUUUUAUCAUUUCACGGUGUGUUUGUGUCUGAGGUGGGGGUGGGGAGCUCAGUCCUCAGAUUGAGGAAGAUAUGUUACAAUAUCUUUUUUUGUUUUAAUUAUUAUUAUUUUAGAUCUCCUCAUUUUUAGAAAUGAUAUUAAAAAAAAGAAAAGAAAAAAAGAUGACUGUUUUUGUUUGUUGUGACGUGUUUCCACCCCGGCUCUGUGAACACGACAAUGUCGUCGUGAGUUUCAUUGAUUGUACGUAUAUUUGUCUGCCUUCUGCAUACAGUAUAACGAUAUAUUGAUCAUAUCUAUCUAUGCUUUACAACCUUGACAUGUCUAUGUCAUGUGUGUAUGUGUGUUAAUCUGCAUACACCCACACACUGCUCUAGGACUUUGUUCUCAUGUAGUUGGGUUGUUCGAUUGCCAUACUCUUCGACUUUAUUCCCUUUUUUUUUUGUUCGCUCGGUCCUCGUUCUCACUUUUUCAGUGUUUCUAAUUUCAAAGCAUUUCUCAUAUUUCCUGUGUUAUUUCCUCUCAGCAGCGCAACCAAAAUUCAUAAUAGGAGAGAGCGUGGUCUUGUCCAGAAUCACUGUCAGAUCUUUUUUUUGUUUGUUUGUUUUUGUGCCGGUGACAGCAGCAGCUCUGUGGCUGACGCGAAAUGUCUCGAGUUAAAACUUAUCUUACUGUGAUCGUUCAUCAUGAAGAAGAAUUUCUUUUUUUGUUUGACUUGACUUUUUUUUUUGCAAAUCUGCACUAAAGCUAAAGGUUGGAUAAUUU